AUGUGGUAUGAGCGUGAUGAACGGGUCGGCGUGCUGUGUGACUGGGACCUUGCGGAAGAUCAUCGGGGCAUAGGCGACGGCGACGGCGAAUCCGCCGGCCAUUGUCGGGGUGAAGCAACGGAACAGCCCCAAAAUCCGGAGGUCGCGGGACCAUCGAACACGGUGACAGGGUCCCAGGUCGUAGUCAAGCCAAGGUACCCCGCGGGCACGGCGGUCCUGUUUAUGGCAAUGGACCUUUUGCGCGAGGGCGACCCACCAAUCCACAAGUAUCGUCACGACUUUGAGUCAUUCCUCUACCUCGUUUUCGGCUACAUCCAAGAGUGGCAGCAUGCCUCGCUCAUUACCAUCGGAGACAACAAGCGCAAGUUCCUGAAGAAGCCAGCGGUCCGCAGAGCAAUCGUGAAACAAGCCCACGAUACCCUCAAGCCACUGCUAGACGAAGACAGUCCCCUGACGGCCCUCUUCUAUCGCUUCGGCACAGUCGAGGUCAUCAUGGAUUUUAUUGAGGAUCGUGCAAGUAGUCCUCAGAUGGCGAAACUCAACCGGGCCGAUAUCGAGUCGCUGAAGAAGAAGCGGGAGGACAAGAUGUCCUUUAGCACAUUCAUGACGAUGCUGAAGCUUCUCGAGGAGGGUAUCUGAGUCCUGACACGUUACAGGUGAUAUUGGCUUGACUCCAUGGAACUUCUGAAGGCACCUAUUGUACUGCAGCGAACGGUGACCAAGGG
Rhodofomes roseus is the source of this 725-nucleotide messenger RNA. RefSeq lists its product as uncharacterized. The record is from RefSeq and is a predicted model, not a curated record. The transcript has 3 exons. NCBI's taxonomy places the organism in Eukaryota, Fungi, Basidiomycota, Agaricomycetes, Polyporales, Fomitopsidaceae. The coding region runs from base 1 to 639 and encodes 212 amino acids.